AAUUAAUUUGACAGACUUUAGAUAUUAACAUUGUAUUGGUAGUUAAACGUUAGUUAGCCAACACGCCUCGACAACAUUUACUAGCUAAUGUAGCUAGCUAAAUGUAAUAGUAUGACAUUAACCCAACCCAUAUGCCUCGAAUGUUACUGUUACGAUAAUUACAUACACGUCAACUGUAGCUUUAGUGUUUGCAGCAUUAAUAAGUAGUAAGUGUACUGCAUAGUCUAUCGAGCCGGGAAAGUCUGGCCGCGCGCUCAGGACUGAUUUCUGAGAACAUGUCUACAACUUCAUCUUCUGCAAGCUGUAAAACUAUCGUAAAUAAAGCACCAGCUAACUUACACGCGGUUUAUCAGUGCCCAAAAUUACUUUCUAGCUCAAUUCCAACUCUGUUUGUCAAUGAAGCUAGCAGGUACAUUGCGCAUAUGUAGUACGCAAACGAGUCGUUAUUUUUGAACGAUUCUUUACUGACUCGAGUCAUGAUUAAAUUGAACGAGUCACUGAGAAACUAGUCUUUCGUUUGACGUGCUCCGACCAAUUAUGUAUAUAAACCAAAUAGUAAAGAGUAGCAGCAGCGUAUGUGAGGAGUCAGUUAAUGCAAAAAUGGGUCCGUGCAGCUAACGAUUAAGCAGUCUUAUGGCUUGGGGGUAGAAGUUGUUCAGGUUCCAGACUUGGUGAGCUGUGCGGUAGUAGUCGAGAGAACAGUCCGUGGCUGGUGUCGUUGACAACAAUUGUUAGGACCUUCCUUUGACAGCGCCUGGUAUUCUAAACUGAAACUCAUGAUUAGUUGAUUAUUGGAGUCAGGUGUGUUAACGGGGGCUGGGACAAAAAUGUGACACCAAUUAGGCCCCUUAGGACUGGAGUUGCCCAUCCCUGCUCUACCCUCUGUAGUGCCCUGGGGUCGGGUGCCAAGCAGUUGUCAUACCAAGCGGUGAUGGAGCCAGUCAAGAUGCUCUCAAUGGUGCAGUUGAAGAGCUUUUUGAGGAUCUGAGGGCCCAUGCCAAAUCUUUUCAACCUCCUGGGGGGGGAAGAGGCAUUGUUGUGCCCUCUUCACAACUGUGUUGGGGUUUUUGGACUAGUGCUGGUCAAAAUAUCAUAUCACCAUUUAUUUUUUUAUUUUAUGAUGGUGUGACGGUAUUCAAAUUGUAUUUUUCACAUACACAUGUUUAACAGAUGUUAUUGCGGGUGUAGCGAAAUGCUUGUGUUUCUAGCUCUAACAGUACAGCAAUAUCUAACAGAAAUAUCUAACAAUUGCACAACAAUACACACAAAUCUAAAGGAAUGGAAUUAAAAAUAUAUAAAUAUUGGGUGAGCAAUGUCAGAGGGGCAUAGACUUAGAUACAGUAGGAUAGAAUACGGUAUAUACAUGUGAGAUGGGUAAUGCAAAAUAUGUUAACAUUAUUAAAGUGACUAGUGUUCUAUUAUUUUUAUUUAACUGGGCAAGUCAGUUAAGAAUAAAUUCUUAUUUAGAAUGAUGGCCUACCAAAAGGCCUCCUGUGGGGACGGGGGCUGGGAUAAAAAAAAUAUAUAUAUAUAUAUUAGAGGUCGACCGAUUUAAUCAGAAUGGCCGAUUUAAUUAGGCCCGAUUUAAUUAGGCCCGAUUUCAAGUUUUCAUGACAAUCGGUAAUCUGUAUUUUUGGGUGCCGAUUUGUUUUUAUUUUUUAUUGAUUUUUUUUAAUAUACCUUUUAUUUAACUAGGCAAGUCGGUUAAGAACACAUUCUUAUUUUCAAUGAAUGGCUAGGAACGGUGGGUUAACUGCCUUGUUCAGGGGCAGAAUGACAGAUUUUCACCUUGUCAGCUCGGGGGAUUCAAUCUUGCAACCUUACAGUUAACUUGUCCAAAGCAAUAACGACCUGCCUCUCUCGUUGCACUCCACAAGGAGACUGCCUGUUACGCGAAUGCAGUAAGCCAAGUCCGUCUCGACUGUCUGAGGCUGGACCCACCAUGGGCAGCUACAGUGACUCCACCAGUGACCUGGACGAGGAUCUCCCUGUGUAUGACUUCCUCCAGCCCAGAUGUAGUCUGAGCCAAGCCUCCCAGAUCCACACAGACCAACCAGACCUGGUGGUCCUGGACAGCUCUCAUACAGACCUCCCCAUAGGGUUGGCUGAUGUUAUGAUGAUCAGUAGUGAUGAUGAGGAUGUUCCCUAUAUCCCCCUGGCGCUGAGACUCAAACAGAGACAGGAGGGUUUGGAGCCUGCAUCCUCCACACUCGGUAAUGGACAGGACAACCAUCACUCCUCACCUGACCUUCCUAUUGGUUUAGGCCUGUUGGCACCGAAUGGUCACUCAGAGUCCGAACCUCUAUUCACCUCAUACGAGACCCUAAACAGUCAUCGUAGGAAGGAGAAAGGUGGAGGACCAGACUGGGAUGACCCAGAGGAGUCAGCUCUCCCUCAGCUGUGGCCCCCGCCAAAGCCAUCCUCCUGGGCUAGGAGCACCAUCUCCCCUGCCAAGAGGAAGCCCUCCAAGAUGACUGGUAAGGAGAUCCAGGGGUCCAGGGAGGUGCUGAGGAGGAGGGAAGCCAGGGAGAGGCAACAGGGGGACAAGGAGGCGCGGAUGCUGCAGCAGGAAAGGCAGAAGGCAGAGAAGGCGGCCCUGGCAGAGGCUGUGAAAGCACUGCGACCAGAGGAGUGCAUCAAACACAUGGUGGUGUCUGUGGAUCCAGCUCUGUUGCAGUUGGAAGGUGGGGGCCCUUUGCUGACGUCACUCCAGGCCAUGGGCUGCAGCUGUGCCAUAGAGAAACAGCCCCUCCCUCGCAGCAUCAACUGGGUCAGGAGAACACCUUGCACUCAGACAGGUGAGGUGUUGUGUAUCCCGGAGGCCCACACAGUGAUGCAAGUACCUGUUGAUGACUUCAUCAACCUGAUCCACAGCUACACUCAGGAACAGAGGGGUGGAGGUGCAGACUGUAGUGCCUCUUUGACCUCCUGGACCCUGGGUCUGCAGGCUCGCAACCCUGGCAGGACCCCCAGUCUGGUGGUCAUAGACCUGGAGAAAUACUUCAGAUCCCAGAAAUCCCAGAAUCAGAAGAAGUUCCGGGAUGCGGUCCUGGGGGAUGAGCAAGCAGCAGUAAAGGGGGCAGUGAAAAAGAGGAGGAAGAAAGAUGAAGGUGAUGCACUGCCCAAGGUGUCUCGAGUUGAGGUAGAGGAGGCCGUGGUACACCUGCAGCUACACACAGGGGUUCAGGUGCAUUUCCUGUCCACCUGGAAGGAUUUCUCUGACCACAUUGCCAUGGCAACCAAAGCAGUAGCUGAGGCCCCAUUCAAACGAGAGAGGGAGAAGACAGGCUUCUCGUUCUACCUGGAGAGUGAGUGGGCUGGAGGCCAGAAAGUGGACAAGGCUGGGAAAGGACUGCUGCAGGUCUGGAAGAGACAGAUCCAGCAGCUGAACAGAGUCAGCCAAGAUAUGGCCUCUGCCAUCCUCGCUGCCUACCCCUCUCCACAGCUACUCAACCAGGCGUACAGUCGGUGCAAGUCAGAGCGUGAGAAACUGUCACUGCUAUCGGACCUCCUGAUUCGCAGAGGGGAGGGCGUUACUUCCACAACUCGCCGGGUUGGUCCUGAGCUCUCCAAGCGUCUCUACCUGGUGAUGACAUCAUCAGAGCCCCAGCAGACCCUGGACUCCAUGCUUUGACCCUUUUAGGAUGUCAUGCAUCUGACCAGUGACCUCAGUAGUGGAAGAGUGGAGUUGGACUGAUGUUUUAAAUCUGUUCUUCAUCACUGGUCUUCACCCCUGCCUCUGGGGACCUAUAUGAUGUGCAGGCUUUUGCUCUAGCUCAGCACUAACGCACUUCAUUCAACUAAUCAAGGACUUUGUGAUUGUCUAAUCCAUUGAGUCAGACAUGUUAGUUCGGGGCUGAAACACAUAUGUGGGUCCUCAGGAAUAGGUUUGAAAUACACCCCGUGAACUAUGGAGCACAGUGACAUUUGGAUUUCAAUGUUGAUUUGGAUAGUGUACCGUUUUAUGACAUCCACCUUGGUUUGUAAUAUACUUUUUAUUUUAUUAAAGCGUCUAAUACAAUCAUGGGA
Molecule: messenger RNA, 4029 nt
Organism: Oncorhynchus keta (chum salmon)
Lineage: Eukaryota; Metazoa; Chordata; Actinopteri; Salmoniformes; Salmonidae
Gene: eme1
Product: essential meiotic structure-specific endonuclease 1
Exons: 9
Coding region: 1943-3634 (563 amino acids)
Biological process (GO): replication fork processing; double-strand break repair; resolution of meiotic recombination intermediates
Cellular component (GO): nucleus; Holliday junction resolvase complex
Molecular function (GO): DNA binding; nuclease activity
Source: RefSeq, a predicted model, not a curated record